Mizuhopecten yessoensis (Yesso scallop) is the source of this 3370-nucleotide messenger RNA. RefSeq names its product exosome complex exonuclease RRP44-like. Lineage: Eukaryota; Metazoa; Mollusca; Bivalvia; Pectinida; Pectinidae. Gene Ontology annotation, biological process: rRNA catabolic process. The transcript has 23 exons. Gene Ontology annotation, molecular function: endonuclease activity; 3'-5'-RNA exonuclease activity; RNA binding. The record is from RefSeq and is a predicted model, not a curated record. Gene Ontology annotation, cellular component: nuclear exosome (RNase complex); cytoplasmic exosome (RNase complex). Bases 59 to 2929 code for a protein of 956 amino acids.
UUCCGGUUAAAACUCUGUGCACGUGUAGUGCUGAAACCGGCCUGAAAAUAAUGCAAAAAUGUUGACUUCAAAGACAUUUGUGAAGAAAACAAAGAGAGGAAGGAUAAUCAAGAUUGUAAGGGAACACUAUCUUCGUGAUGACAUAACUUGUGGGUCGGAAUCUUGUCAGAUAUGCGAUCCUUUUGACUUUGGUCAGCCCCUCGUCGCUGAACCCGAAAAUAAAAGUCGCCUGUGUUUGACUCCUCACUACAUCAUACCGGAUACAAAUGUUGUUCUUCACCAGAUGGACGUUAUGGAAGACAGUUCGGUGCAGAAUGUCGUGAUAUUACAAACAGUCUUGGACGAGGUGAGACACAGAAGUUCCCCAGGUUACAAAAGACUAAAGAGCAUGUUGGCGAACCCAAGCAAACAUUUCUUCACAUUUUGUAAUGAAUUCAACAAAAAUACAUAUGUGGAGCGACAGAAGGGAGAAUCUUCCAACGACAGAAAUGACAGGGCUAUCAGAGAGGCUACGAGUUGGUACCAGGACCACCUGCGUUCAGAGGGCCAGUCAGAUCUGAUAAUUGACGUCGUCCUUCUGACAAACGAUGCUGACAACAGGAGGAAGGCCAUACAACAAGGCCUUAAAGCAUUCACAGUCCACGAAUAUGUGAAGAGUUUGGAAAACUGUGGACACCUUGUAGAUCUUUUGUCUCAGUCACAGAUGAGUGUGCAUUCUCAGGACCGCCUCAUGUUUCCAGAACACCUACCACUGUCAGAGAUACAGCGUGGGAUCAAAGCAGGGCGGUACUUCCAGGGCAGCUUCAUGGCAAGCCGGGAAAACUACUUAGAGGCCAAUGUCAGCGUCCACAAUAAGGACGAAAUGGUGUUCAUACAAGGCCACAUGAACCAGAACCGAGCGGUGCACAGUGACGUGGUUGCCAUAGAGAUGUUGCCAGAGGAGGAAUGGAGCUGUCCAUCCUCAAUGGUACUUGAGGAGUCCUCGGAAAAAAUUGUUGAGGACAGCAUGGAAACAGAGGACGAAGCUAUAAAAAGAAAAAAAAUUCCCAAAGAAUUACGACAGCCGACAGGCAGAAUUGUUGGCAUCAUCAAGAGAAAUUGGCGACAGUACUGUGGAAUUCUGCGUCCCUCAGCAGUGAAGGAGGGUACCCGUCAUAUUGUUGUGCCAGCAGAGAAGAAGAUUCCUAAAAUACGCAUCGAGACAAGACAGGCAGCUGACCUCAUAACACAGAGGAUUGUAGUUGCUAUUGACAACUGGCCCCGCAACUCCCGUUACCCACAGGGUCAUUUUGUGAGGAAGCUUGGUAACAUCGGGGACAAAGACACAGAGAAUGAAGUUUUGUUAUUGGAACAUGACGUUCCCCACUCCAACUUCUCUGAAGCUGUGCUUGCCUGUCUCCCAAAACUACCCUGGAUCAUCACAGACGAGGACUACAAGCGGCGACGAGACUUGCGUCACAUCGAUAUCUGUAGUGUUGAUCCACCAGGAUGUACAGACAUAGACGAUGCUCUUCACUGUCGUGAGCUAGAAAACGGAAACCUUGAGAUUGGUGUUCACAUAGCAGAUGUGUCUCACUUCAUCAGACCAGGGACGGCCAUCGACAAGGAAGCCGCUGAGCGUGGCACCACUGUCUACCUCACAGACAGGCGGAUUGACAUGGUACCCGAACUCCUCAGUUCCAAUUUGUGUUCCCUCAGGUCCAACGUGGAAAGAUUUGCAUUUUCAAUUUUGUGGGAAAUGACACAUGACGCUGAUGUUGUAGGGACGAGUUUCACGAAGAGUGUAAUUAAAUCGAAGGCAGCCUUUACUUACGCAGAGGCACAGAUGAAAAUUGACGAUACUGCACAGAAUGACUCGCUCACUAGAAGUCUACGCCACCUUAACAGACUAGCCAAGAUCUUAAAACAGAGGAGGGUUGAUGCUGGAGCACUGACCCUGGCUUCUCCUGAAAUCCGUUUCCACAUUGACAGUGAGACACAUGAACCUAUUGAUGUCCAGGCCAAGCAGAUCAUGGAAACCAACUCCAUGGUAGAGGAGUUCAUGUUACUAGCGAAUGUGGCUUCCGCCAAGAAGACAUUGGAGGAGUUCCCGGACUGUGCGUGUCUGAGGCGACAUCCUGCUCCGCCUCCUUCCAACUUUGAGCCUGUCAUCAAAGCUGCAUUGUCAAAGGGAUUUAAUAUAGAUGUAUCUAAAGGGAAGGCGCUGGCUGACAGUUUGCAGAGUGCCGUUGUUCCAUCAGACCCGUAUUUCAACACAAUGCUGCGGAUCAUGACCACACGUUGUAUGAUGCAGGCUGUCUACUUCUGCAGUGGAAUGAUACCAGAAACGGAGUAUUUUCACUAUGGUCUUGCAGCCGGUAUCUACACCCAUUUCACAUCUCCUAUUAGGAGAUUCUCAGACAUCAUUGUACACAGACUGCUGGCCGUGUGUAUUGGAGCCGACGCAUCCUAUCCUAGUCUAACGGAAAAACACAAAACACAGGUGGUGUGCAAUAAUUUAAAUUACCGACACAAGAUGGCGCAGUAUGCUGGCCGAGCCUCCGUCAAUCUCCAUACACACAUUUUUUUCAAAAACCGCACCACAAAUGAAGAGGGUUAUGUACUGUUUGUGAGACAGAAUGCCUUACAGGUGCUCAUACCAAAGUACGGCUUGGAGGGCACCUUAUAUCUGAGCGACGGCAAAACCAAAUCCAAACCUCGCUUUACAUACAACGAAGAGGCCAACACACAGACCUGUGGGAGUGUGACGUUCCAUGUAUUUGACCAGGUCAUCAUCGAACUCAGUAUCGACCAGUCCAAUGUCCAACACCUAAAGCUCUGUCUGAAGCUGGUCAAGCCAGAGAUACCAGGAUUCAGUGUACCAGCGCACAGCAGCGAGGACAGUGAACCUCCGAAGAAAAAACAAAAAAAAGGCCAGACCAAGAAAUGAACCCUGAGCAACUCUUGUGAACAGUUAACUAACACAGAAAAAAAGGACAGACCAAAAAUGAAUCCUGGGCAACUCUUGUGAGCAACAAACUAACACAGAAAUAAUAAUGAAUCUGUCAAAUUAAAACCUGAACUGAUAAAAAGGACUUGAUCAGAAAUAUUUUCUCCACGCUAAACAAUCAACCAGGAAAAGAAAAAUUGCAAGGGAAAAAUAUCCAACUGAAGGAAAUCGUUCUUGAAGAAAAUGACAUUUUUUUGUCAGAGCCAAAAAUAAUGUUCACAUGGAUUUAACUUUCAAGUACAAUAUGAUUUAUUCAAGAAGGACAUGGAUAUACAUGUAUUUUGUUGAUGAAGAUUGAACAAUCUUUGAAUGCAAGGUCUACAUUUAAUGUUAUAUAUAUAUUGUUAAUAGUAACAAAAAGUAUUAAAUUGGAAAAUCAGA